AUUUGGGGUGCCAUUGUGCGUCCCCGCCAUAUUGUCGUCCUCUGUCUUUGGCUGAGGCCCCUAGAUCUCUCUCCUCGGUAUCUGUGUCCCCUCUACUGACUGCAGGAGGUCAGCUGCACACCCGGUGCCUGGAAAUGGUGCCCUCGGAGGCCAGAGGAGGGUGUUGAGCACCUCAGAGCCGGAGCCAAGGGUGACAGUGGUGACGAACUCGAAUCCUCUGAAAGAGUCGCAAUGCUCUUAGCCAUUGAGCCCCGUCUCUUCAGCCUGUCUUACAAAUGAGUUUAUGAUGAGUCGGUGACCUUGGAGGAUGUGGCUGUGAACUUCACCCUGGAAGAGUGGACUCUGCUGAAUGCAUCCCAAAAAGAGCUCUACAAAGAUGUGAUGCAGGACACCUUGAGGAACCUGUCCUAUAUAGGAAACAAAUGGGAACACCAAAAUAUUGAAAACGAGUAUGAAAAUCUCUGGAGAAAACUAAGUAGUCAGUUGUUGGAGAGACUCUGUGAAUUUACCGAAGGUCAUCAGCGUGCAGAAAUCUUUAACUGGACUCCAGAGUGUACUGUGAACCAGAAAUCACGACCAGGAAUUCCCCCAUAUGAGAGUCGUGCCUACGAAGAAGUGGUUAUUGGACAUUUAUCUGUGAAUGUGCCCCCUUAUCCUCACCCAGGACACAAACUGUAUGACACUCAGGAAUAUGGAAAAGAGUUGUCUAAACACAGAGAAUCCGGGAACACCUCCAAUUCUUCCACACCCUUUCAGAAGCAAAAAAGAAUUCACACUGAGGAGAAACCUGAACCGAGUCACUGUAAAGAAGACUCCAGGUGUCUCAUAUCUAGUCAACACGAUGAAAAGACCUCCGGCGGAAUACAGCAGUAUGGCUGUAAGCAGUGCGGGAAAGUUUUCACUUCUUCCAGCUCUUUUCGAAGGCAUGAGGAGUAUCACAGCCGAGAAAAAUCCUAUGUUUGUAAGCAGUGUGGGAAAGCCUUCCCCUUUCCUAGCUCCCUCCAGAUACAUGAAAGGAUUCACACCGGGGAGAAGCCCUAUAUGUGUAAGCAGUGUGGAAAGACCUUCGCCCGUUCGAGCUCCCUGCUGACGCACGAGAGGAUUCACACCGGAGAGAAGCCCUACGUGUGCAAGCAGUGCGGGAAGGCCUUCACUGAUCGCAGUUCGCUCCGAUUCCACGAAAUGAUGCACAGCGGCGAGAAGCCGUAUAAAUGUACCAAGUGCAGUAAGGCUUUUGCUUCCUCGGGCGCCUUUCGAAAACACGAGCGAACUCACACGGGAGAGCAGCUCUUCGUGUGCUUGCAAUGCGAGAAAGUUUUUAGCUGUGAAAGUGCUUUUCGAACACAUAAAAUAAUUCACUCCGGGGAAUGCGUAUGUAAGCAGUGUGGUAAAGCCUUCACCAGCCACAGUUCCGUUAAGUACCAUGAAUUGAUGCAUAGCGGAGAGAAACCCUACGUUUGUAAGCAGUGUGGGAAAACCUUUAGGUCUCCGAAGCAAGUUCAGAUUCAUAAGCGAACUCACACCGGAGAAAAACCUUACGUCUGUAAGGAAUGCGGGAAAGCUUUUACUUUUCUCGGUUCCCUUCAGUACCACGAAUUGAUCCAUACUGGUGAGAAGCCCUAUCAGUGUAAACAGUGUGGGAAAGCCUUCAGGUCUUCUCGUCAGGUUCAGAUCCAUGAGCGAACUCACACCGGAGAGAAACCAUACGUGUGUAAACAGUGCGGCAAAGCCUUCUUUUCUUUGUAUCAUUUAAGGAGACACGAAGUAAUUCACAGUGGCACGAACCCCUAUGUUUGCAAACAGUGCGGGAAGGCCUUCAGUUGGUUCAGUACCUUUCACAGUCAUAAACAGACUCACACUGGCGAAAAGCCCUAUUUAUGCAAGCAGUGUGGCAAAGCCUUCUGUAGUCGCAUAUCGUGGAGAAGACACGAGAAAGCUCACACCACGGUGAAGCCCUACGCGUGUGUGCAGUGCGGAAAAGCCUUUCGUUCCCCUAGUUACCUCAAAAUACACGAAAGAAUUCACACUGGGGAGAAACCCUUUAUAUGUUCUCAGUGUGGGAAACCCUUCCGUUCUUUUCGUUAUGUCAAAUCCCAUGAGAGAAGCCACACUGGAGAGAAACCCUUCGUGUGUUCAGAAUGCGGGAAGGCCUUCAGUUAUUAUAGCUCUUUCCAUAGACAUAGAAGAACUCACCAGACAGUAACCUUGAACACAGAACUUGAAGAGACUUCCUAACACCCAUGAGACUGCAUGUGGAGAAACCUGUUAAGGUUAAGCCAGUGAAACACCUUCUGGUGCUACUCAUGGGUAAAGGAAACUUUAGGCCAGACAUAGUGCAGUACACCCUUAAUCUCACCACUUGAGAGGCAGAGGCAGGGAAUCUCAUAGUUGAGGGCCAACCUGAUCUAUAUACUGAGUUCCCCAUCCGUCACCCGUGGCUACAUAGUGUGACUGUUUUCAUAAAAGGGUAAAAACAUGUUCAUGUGAAGAGCAAGUUUGACCGCAAGAGAUGUCUUCACUUGGUGUAUGUGCUUCCUCAGUAAAAUCUUGGCAAAGCGCGGUAAACUCAAGAGUGCGAGUCGUGGUCCAGUCCUUUGACAAUUUUUUCAUAUGUUCAUUCCCAUAAAUGUCAGCAAUAUGAAGGACUGGAUACAAAUUUUCAUCUGUCUUAAGAACGCUUUAGAAAAAUGCAAAAUCUGAAGAAACUAUGUAAAUAUGUUGAACUUCCUUUUUGGAAGUUGGAAUUUAUUAGGGAUUUGUUGUUUAUCAGAAAUAGUCUUGCCUUGUAACCCUUCUUUUUCAACCUCUAAAUUGUGUUUGUGAAAGAUGUCUCAUCCCCAUCCAGCAUCGGUAGUUCAUACUCCCCCUAGCCCUUUGAUUUUUCCAGACAUGGUUUCCCUGUGUAGUACUGGCCAUCCUAGAACUCUAGAUCAGGCUGUGUCAAACUCAAGAGAUCCACCUGUCUCUGCCACCCUAGUGCUUGGAUUGAAGGGGUGUGCCACCACCACCCAGCAUUCUUUUUUUUCAAGAUUUGUUUAUCUUAUUUCUGUGAGUACACUGCAGCUGUCUUCAGACACACACUAGAAGAGGGCGUUGGAUCCCAUUAUAGAUAGUUGUAAGUCACCAUGUAGUUGCUGGGAAUUGAACUCAGGACCUCUGGAAGAGCAGCCAGCGCUUUUAACUGCUGAGCCAUCUCUCCAGCCCCUACCCAGCUUACAUUUUUUGCUAGAGAAAAUUAUCUCUAUUUUAGUUCAUUUUUAAAAUUAUGUGUAGAUGCAUGUGUCUGUAUGCAUCUCUGCACAUGUAGUUCCUGAAGAGGCCAAAAGGGUGUGUCAGAUCCCCUGGGGCUGGAGUUAAUGGGUAGGACCUGUCCUGUAUGUGUGCUGGAACCAAAUCAUGUUCUCUGGAAGACUCUUUUGUGCAAGAAAUGGCACUGAGCCAGUUCUCUAGCCCCUAGAAAAGUAUCUUGAGUUGUGUAUAUGAGAUAGAGGAUUAUUUAAGUACAGGAGAUAGAAACAAAAAUGACCUUAAAAAGAAGAAUUGAAAACAAAAGCGCACUAUCAUUACAUUAAUUUUAAUUUUAUAAGGUUUUUUUUUAAAGUAGUAGUGUAUACAAAUUUAAUGGGUGAUAUCUUUUUGUAUCAAACUAGGUAGUUUUUUCUUUCACUUUAAGUUAUAUACAUUCAUUGGUGAGUUGAUAAUUUCUUGUAAUAUGCCAGGAAGCAUAAAACUUGUCUUGUUUUCAAGACUUUGAGAUUAAUGGAUGGAGGAAAAAUGACCUUUUUGUGAAUAUUGAGAUUUUUUUUUCCCCACUUGAUUCACCGGACAAGUUCUUACCAUUUUAAAGACUGUCAUUCUCUUCUAUGAACAAAAACCACUUUUAUAUUAUACUUUUUUAUUAACUUUUCUCUCUACCUGGUAUUUUUUUCCAUAUUUCUUGUCUCCAUGCCUUUUAAACUAUGUUUGAACCACUUUUAGGUUAACAAAUGUUAACUCUUGUCUCUGUAGAAGGUAGGUAUAAAUGUCACUCUAACCAUAGAUUGACAUCUCAUUUAGAAAUUGUUUCUAUGUCAUAAGCCAUUUUUAUUGUACAUGUAAAUUUAAUAAUUUUAUCUCCUGUAAAUGUGGCUUUUCAUGCAUAUUUUGUUGUAUCUUUGAUUUUUAUUGUAAUUUCUCCUGUCAUAAUACUAAAAGACACAUUGGCA
Apodemus sylvaticus (European woodmouse) is the source of this 4205-nucleotide messenger RNA. RefSeq names its product zinc finger protein 124-like. The transcript is spliced from 5 exons. Gene Ontology annotation, biological process: regulation of DNA-templated transcription. The coding region runs from base 382 to 2235 and encodes 617 amino acids. Lineage: Eukaryota; Metazoa; Chordata; Mammalia; Rodentia; Muridae. The record is from RefSeq and is a predicted model, not a curated record.